AUGUUGCCGAAGUUGGGUACGGAGAAUUUUAAGCGGCUUGCGACGAAGCUCGUGUUUCUACGGCAAGGCCAGGAUUCUCGGAAAAAAUCCAGCUCCGUGGAGCCAAUUGCGAGAACCCUUCCGUCCGGGAUGGCCUCUUCGAGCCAGGACGACAAAAUCGACGAACUAUGCGCGAAACAACGCAAUACGGUGGACUGGUCUUUCGAGGAAGCCCUCGCGGUCGAGGAUUCCGCUGGUCCAAGUCACCCAAAAGCGGCUCAAAAAUUAAGAGUAAAGAAGAUGGCCAAAUGUCCGUCGGAAUUCCCAGCAAUUGAGAAACAGCUCUUUCUUCAACCAAAUGAAACUGUUACUGACCACGGAGAAAAAUUCCCGUACUCCUGUUCAACUAAAGAUGGAGGCAAAACAAAUAUAUAUGUGGUUGAAUUUGACGAGUAA
Messenger RNA from Coccidioides immitis RS, 435 nucleotides. RefSeq lists its product as uncharacterized. The coding region runs from base 1 to 435 and encodes 144 amino acids. The transcript has 4 exons. NCBI's taxonomy places the organism in Eukaryota, Fungi, Ascomycota, Eurotiomycetes, Onygenales, Onygenaceae. The record is from RefSeq and is a predicted model, not a curated record.